Molecule: messenger RNA, 573 nt
Organism: Brugia malayi
Lineage: Eukaryota; Metazoa; Nematoda; Chromadorea; Rhabditida; Onchocercidae
Gene: Bma-trpp-5
Product: DNA polymerase I family protein
Exons: 5
Coding region: 1-573 (190 amino acids)
Biological process (GO): endoplasmic reticulum to Golgi vesicle-mediated transport
Cellular component (GO): TRAPPIII protein complex; TRAPPII protein complex; TRAPPI protein complex
Source: RefSeq, a predicted model, not a curated record
AUGCAACGUGUCGGAAGUGCAAAACAAGGAAGUAUAUUGGAUAAAUCAUUGAGUAGAGGCAAAACGGAGGUAAAUUUUUCCUCGUUUGCCCUAUUAUUUGCGGAGAUGAUACGAUACGCGAAUAAUCGAUCUAAUACAGUUGGUGAUCUGCAAGAUAAGCUUUUAGGCUAUGGGAAAUUUGUUGGAAGUCGACUGCUAGAUGUUAUUGUGUUGCGAGAGAAAGGUUACAAGCGUGAGAUUAAAUUAUUAAAUAUGCUAAUGUUUGUCAAAGGAACUAUCUGGAAGAAUUUAUUUAACAAAGAAGCUGAUAAGCUAGAGCGAAGUAAUGAUGAUCCAUGCCAGUAUUUAUUGAUUGAAAAAGAGCCUAUUGUAAACACAUAUAUAUCUGUACCGAAAGACAAGGGAAAUUUAAAUUGUGCAUCAUUUAUUGCUGGCAUCAUUGAAGCAGUUUUGGAGGCAAGUAAUUUUCCAUGUAAAGUUAGUGCACAUUGGCAUGAUGGUACCACUUAUAUCAUUCAAUUUGAUAGGCUUGUUAUUGCACGAGAAAAUUCACUUUUGGAAUUGACGCGUUAA